AUGUCACUUCGAAAAGUUGCAAAAGCAUUUGGCGUACCUGUGUCAACUUUAUCAAGAAAGAAGCAAAAUCCAAACCAAAGCAAGACUGGACCACCUCCUAUUUUAUCGGAAACAGAAGAAAAGAAAAUAGUUGACUGGAUUUUAUACAGAGCAGCAAGAGGUUGUCCAGUAACAAAAAACGAACUCCUUGAUAGCGUGCAAAAGUUUUUGAUAUCCCUUGACAGGGAGACUGUAUUCAUCAACAACCGACCUGGAAGAAGUUGGUACAACGGUUUUCGUAGGCGACAUCCCAAUUUGUCCAUUAGGACUGUUCAAAACUUAAGUGCAGCAAGAGCUUCUGUGACUCAAGAGAGUUUGAAGGAAUGGUUCCGAGAACAAGAGGAUUACUUAAAAAGCAAAAAUUUAUUAAACAUGUCACCAAGCAGUAUAUUUAAUUGUGAUGAGACGAGCAUAAUACUCAAUCCAAGUGUCAACAAAGUAUUGACUGAAAAAGGAGCUCGCUCAGUUUAUAAUAUUGUUAGUUCAGAAAAAGAAUGUUUGACAGUUCUCUUCAUGUACAGUGCAUCAGGUGUUCGAGCUCCACCAAUGGUAAUGUACUCGUAUAAAGGAAGUAUUCCCACGAAAGUUAUCAAAAAUACCCCUUCUGGAUGGGGUCUCGGAAUUUCAGAUAACGGAUGGAUGACAACUGAAUCUUUUUACGAGUACAUUACUAAUGUUUUCUACCCAUGGCUUCUAGAAGAGAGCAUUGAGUUUCCUGUAGUCAUAUAUUUAGAUGGGCACUCGUCUCACAUGACACUUCCUUUAGUUUUUUUUUGUCGAGAAAACAAAAUUGAGUUGAUUGCGCUCCAUCCCAAUUCAACUCACAUAACACAGCCAUUAGACAUUGCAUACUUUCAUCCACUAAAACAAACGUGGAAGAAAUCUGUUCUUCUGUGGAAAGCUUCAAAUGAUGAUAAUAAGAAAGCAGUACUGUUAUCAGUGGAUUCAAAGCAGCAGGUCUCGUUCCAUUUAAUCCUCAGGCAAUAG
Copidosoma floridanum is the source of this 1026-nucleotide messenger RNA. RefSeq lists its product as uncharacterized. The record is from RefSeq and is a predicted model, not a curated record. Lineage: Eukaryota; Metazoa; Arthropoda; Insecta; Hymenoptera; Encyrtidae.